AUGGCCUUCCACAAGUUGGUGAAGAACAGCGCUUACUACAGCCGCUUCCAGACCAAGUACAAGCGCCGUCGCUCCGGAAAGACCGACUACUACGCCCGCAAGCGCCUCAUCACCCAGGCCAAGAACAAGUACAAUGCCCCCAAGUACCGCCUGGUCGUUCGCUUCACGAACCGCGACAUCAUCAUGCAGAUCGUGACCUCUGAGGUCUCGGGUGACAAGGUUUUCUGCUCGGCCUACUCGCACGAGCUCAAGGCCUACGGCAUUGAGCACGGUCUGACCAACUGGUCCGCCGCCUACGCCACCGGUCUUCUCAUCGCUCGCCGUGUCCUCAAGAAGCUCGGCCUCGACGAGACCUUCACCGGUGUUGAGGAGGCCGAUGGAGAGUACACCCUGACUGAGGCUGCCGAGACCGACGAUGGCGAGCGCCGCCCCUUCAAGGCCUUCCUUGAUGUCGGUCUUGCCCGCACCUCCACUGGUGCCCGUGUCUUCGGUGCCAUGAAGGGUGCCUCUGACGGUGGUAUCCUCAUCCCCCACUCCGAGAACCGCUUCCCCGGUUUCGACAUGGAGACCGAGGAGCUCGACGCCGAGACCCUGAGGAAGUACAUCUUUGGCGGCCACGUUGCUGAGUACAUGGAGACGCUCGCCGACGAUGAUGAGGAGCGCUACAAGAGCCAGUUCGGCAAGUACAUUGACGAUGAGAUCGAGGCCGACGGCGUUGAGGACAUCUACACCGAGGCCCACGCCGCUAUCCGUGAGGACCCCUUCAAGAAGGUCGAGAGCGAUGCCCCCAAGAAGACCAAGGAGGAGUGGAAGAAGGAGUCCCAGAAGUACCGCAGCAAGAAGCUGUCUUACGACGAGAGGAAGAAGCGCGUCCAGGAGAAGAUUGCCGAGCUCCGGGAGGAGUAA
Molecule: messenger RNA, 906 nt
Organism: Thyridium curvatum
Lineage: Eukaryota; Fungi; Ascomycota; Sordariomycetes; Thyridiales; Thyridiaceae
Exons: 3
Coding region: 1-906 (301 amino acids)
Biological process (GO): ribosomal large subunit assembly; translation
Cellular component (GO): cytosolic large ribosomal subunit; ribosome
Molecular function (GO): structural constituent of ribosome; 5S rRNA binding
Source: RefSeq, a predicted model, not a curated record